Colletotrichum scovillei is the source of this 4260-nucleotide messenger RNA. RefSeq lists its product as uncharacterized. Gene Ontology annotation, biological process: transmembrane transport. Gene Ontology annotation, molecular function: myo-inositol:proton symporter activity. Gene Ontology annotation, cellular component: membrane. The transcript has 2 exons. The record is from RefSeq and is a predicted model, not a curated record. NCBI's taxonomy places the organism in Eukaryota, Fungi, Ascomycota, Sordariomycetes, Glomerellales, Glomerellaceae. The coding region runs from base 2399 to 3994 and encodes 531 amino acids.
GCAAGAUCGACGCACUCAUUACCCUCUCACACUCACUUAACUUGCUACGACCCUUUCACUGGCGACCAGAGACUACGUGUAUGCUCUUCCACAUGCUCAUUCGACGCUCACCCUAGUGGCGAUCCCCCGGAUUACUCGACAUUUGCCGUAUGUCUACACUUGCUUCAUACGCUGUCAUUUCUCUCUUCACGAUGAUUGAAUCGGUACACGAACUCUUCCUCGUGUUCACCUUUCAUUGCCCAGCAAACGGUUGCCUUGGCGGGACGCACAAAAGCACUCUCUGUGUACCUUAAGAAUAGGUUACCGGCGUUCCUACGAAUAGAUUGUGUCCACUCAAGGAUCCGGGCGAGACUCUUACGCGCCCGCAAAGCUAGGCCCGCAAACGUCUCUCCCUGCACCAUCCUCAUCUGACAUCUGACAAACUAAUGAGUUGCAACGAGUAUCCGUACAUGUAGCCCGAGAGUUUAAUGUACCCUGCGCUGACUACCUGUGGCCGACCCAAGCUUCCUUAUUACCUCGCAUGCUGCAAGGUGCCCAUUUCUUGCACUAGCAGUCCAGCAAUCGGCCUCGGAGUCUGUUGCUCUCGAGGCCAAGGGCUAGGCCGGGCCUGAAAGUCAAACCGGGGCCCAUUGUCGAUACAGCCAUGCCUCGCAAACGCAACACAGAUUCCAAAGGUACUAGGAUCUAAUAAGAAGAGAGCAUAUCUUCUUGACGUUCGGCGAGAUGCUUCAUUCAUGUACGAGUAACUCAGAGGUGUGCCAUGCUACCUCUAGCCAAGCAAAGACUUGGUCGCUCGCUUGGCGGGGCUCCAACGAAAGCCACCGAAAAAAAGUCGACUCUCUCGAUCACACCUCUAUUGGCCCGCCGCAAGUCUUGGAAAACGAAAGAAACGGGCGCUGGUGAUGGUGAGUGUGUCACCGGCAAGCCAUUCGGUCCAUACCACAAAGGUCGCAAAACCCACGCAACAUGACGUGCCUUAUCGCACUACACAUCCGAUUAGAUGUUUAUAUUAUGAUAUUGAUUGAGAGAUACUCUAUCGUGGACCGAAGACGGUUGUCGAGAUCUGUGAAACUCAAAGCUACUUCCAAAGCCAAGGUCUCACGAUCAAGGACACAAUGUGCAACAUCCUCGUGUACUCGAGCUCACCAUCUAUUGGCUGCGGUGGGUACUUAUCCAGCAACAGCAACAGCAACUCUUCGGUCACCCGAAAUGGCCAAGCGUGCAGAAGAAGUCCGGAGAACCGUGUUGAUCUGAAGUUGAAACUUCGGAUCACACCUCAAUGAUUAAUGAUUGCAAAGCAGCAUGCUCCGUACUAAGGUUGACAUUGCGACGGAGUCACGGAGGUUUGCUUGGCUCCCUCGGAGCGAACAUCUGAACAUUUGAAGCGGCGCAUACAGGAUUGAGCUACCUAUCCAUCUACCUAUCCAUCUCCCUAACCAUCGAAGAGCCAAAGGUGACCUCCACUUAAAUUUGCGCCACCUGAGUACAUUAAAGGUACGUAAAGUACCUCAUAUACCUUACUUACCUACAUCUCGACUCGUCUCACGUUGCGGAUGUGUCUGCCGAGCAAAGGGCACGGCGACAAACCAACGUUGAAACUUUGCAACUCUGUGUUUAAUCCAAAAUCCAGAGUUACGGGCCCUGGCCUGGACGUGAGUCCCGUCAAAAGUCCCUUUCGCAGUCCCAGCUCGGCCGUCCGACACCAGCCUCAAUUUCUGGAUUGAAAUUGAUACAAUUUCCCCUUUACAGAAUCUGGUAUUGGAAGCAACCCCCAUACAAAGCCACAGCACUCCAAGAGACUCACUCGGUUAUCCCAAAGAUGACGACGUCUGAGCGGCUCUUCAUUCCGCUGCGCAAAUGAUCAGUGCUUCGCGGUGGAGGGCGGUGAACAGCUGCCGAGUUUCGGAUUCACGGAGUGUUGAAGCUGACUGGUUCGGGCGAGAGAUGCGGCCCUCCCCGCCUGGCCCGUGAGAUAAGAUGAUACUUUGUGUCGGUGCCCGCGUCACAUAUACCACCAAAGUAUCCCCGAAACAGUUGGCGGGUGCAUGGGGCCCGGGUGACAAAGUGCCCCGCAAAGCCCCAAGCUUCCGGACCCAGGGAGGACUUGAGGCUACGACAUCUCAACUCUAAACACGUAACGUGGCUGGCAUCCCGCUGUUAGGGAAUCUCGGAGCAUCGCCAUCACCUACCCUUUUACGCCUCCCAUCCUCCAUUCGCCUCCGACCGACGGUGCCGAGACGCACUCCGCAGCAUGGCCUCUUGAAAGGCAUUUCCAGAUUCUCCUUUGCAUUCUAUUCGACACUUUGCGACAGGUUUAAUGAUAAAAUAAAGACCCGACAGACAGGACACACGCACACCCCCAAACACUAACUUUUUUUGGCGUGGAUCUACCGCCAAAAUGCCCGACUCGAUCGAUGCUCCGCUGAUGGCCGGCCGCCAGGACCGGGACGACGAGCUUGACUACCGGGACGCGGACGAGGAGGCCGACGUGCUACCCGCGUCCAUGAAGCAUGCACGCCAAUCAGGCCCGAGUCUUUUCGUAUGGCUUCUCACAUUUGCUGCCGGCAUCAGUGGAUUGCUCUUUGGAUAUGACACAGGCGUAAUAUCAGCAACGCUCGUCAAGAUCGACACCUCCCUAUCGAACCGAGUCCUCACGACAUUCGACAAGUCCAUCAUCACCUCCAGUACCGCCCUCUUCGCCCUCCUCGUCUCCCCCUUUUCCUCCAUCGUCGCCGACGCGCUGGGCCGCAAGCGCGUCAUCUUCGUCGCCGACAUCCUCUUCAUCCUCGGCGCCCUGAUGCAGGCCUGGGCCGGCACCGUCACCUCCAUGGUCAUCGGGCGAUCCAUCGUCGGCCUGGCCGUCGGCGCCGCCAGCUUCGUCGUGCCCCUGUACAUUGCCGAGCUCGCGCCCGCCAGCCACCGCGGCCGGCUCGUGACGAUGAACGUCCUUUUCAUCACCCUCGGCCAGGUCGUUGCAUACAUCAUCGGCUGGGCGUUUGCCGAGUACGGCGACCAGUCGACGGGUUGGCGCUGGAUGGUCGGUCUCGGGGCGCUCCCCGCGGCGCUGCAGUGCUCGAUCCUCGCCCUCAUGCCCGAGUCACCGCGCUGGCUCGUCAUGGUGGGCCAGUCGCUCAAGGCCAAGAAGGUCGUCGAGAGGGUGCUGGGGAACACGGUCGGCGGCAUGAGGAACGCCGAGGCGGUCAUCAAGGAGAUUGAGAUUGAGAUCAGGGAGGAGAGGGAGGUUAUGAGGCGCGAGGGUUCGCCGCGCAUGGAGUGGUGGGGAGGCUGGCAGGAGCUGUUCUCCGUCGGGAGGAACAAGCGCGCGCUGGUCAUCACCUGCCUGCUCCAGGGCCUCCAGCAGCUGUGCGGUUUCAACUCGCUCAUGUAUUUCUCGGCGACCAUUUUCAAGAUGGUCGGGUUCGGCACACCCACCCUCACCGCCAUGAGCGUCGCCGUCACAAACUUCAUCUUCACGGUCGCGGCGCUGUGCCUCAUCGACCGCAUCGGCCGACGCAAGAUCCUGCUCUACUCCCUGCCGUUUAUGAUCGCGGGCCUGAUGCUCUCGGCAUACGGCUUCUCCUUCGUCGACCUGCGGCCCGAAACGGCAGCGGCCUCGGAGGGCGGCACGGGCGAGGGGGCGGGCACGGACAGGGGCGCGGCGGUGCUGAUCCUCGUCAGCAUCAUGGGCUACGUCGCGGCGUACGCCCUGGGCCUGGGCAACGUCCCCUGGAUGCAGAGCGAGCUGUUCCCGCUCGCGGUGCGGUCGAUCGGCAGCGGCGUCUCGACGGCGACCAACUGGGGCGCCAACUUUGUCGUCGGCCUGACGUUCCUCCCGCUCAUGGACGCGCUGAGCCCGUCGUGGACCUUUGUGCUCUACGCGCUCGUGUGUCUGGUGGGCUACGGGCUCAUCUGGCGCAUCUAUCCCGAGACGUCGGGGUUGAGUCUCGAGGAGGCAACGAAUCUGCUAGAGAACGGAUGGGGCGUCCGACGAUAGCCUCGAAUUGCCGGCGACGCUCUGGCAUGCAGCAUGGUGCCCAUGGUGUGCAAUUGUGCAUAUGGGGAUCCUUGAUUUUUUCUAUCGAGAGGGGUGGGAUAUCCCCUGGUAUUUUACAUAUUUUAGAUGACAAUAGCGAAUCAAAACAGUCAAUUACACUAAAAUGAUCUUUGCUGUACGGAUGCUAAUUAGAUCGGUAUGGCUAGAAGGAAAAUUCAGAUGUACUCCGUAGAUUACCUACAGUAAGGUAGGUACGGAUAGAGAGG